AUGUCUCAGCCUCGCCUUGUCAAGACCGUCCGAUGCACCGGCACGCCGUACCAGAUCGGCCUCGCGCACGGCCGGGCCGUCGCCGCCCAGGUACACAAGAACGUGGCCACGUACACGGCCUUUUUCGACGAGACGGUCGGGCUCACGUGGGCGGAGGCACGCGCGCGGGCCGUCGACCAGUUUGCCGGCCGUCUGGGGCGCUGCUACCCGGCGAUUCUGGAGGAGAUGCAGGGGAUUGCCGACGGAGCCGGCGGCGGGCUGACGCGGGACGACGUGCUGACGCUGAAUGUGCGGAGCGAGAUUGCGCUGACCAACUACACGGACGGGUGCACGUCGCUGGCGCAGGAGGUGGUGGGCGCGGACGGCCGUCAGGUGUUUCUGGCCCAGAACUGGGACUGGCUGGAGGAGCUGCACGAGGGCAUGGUGUCGUUUGACAUAGCGCCAGAGACGGCACCGGGAAACGGCGUCGAGCGCUUCGUGUUCCUGGGCGAGGCGGGCAUCGUCGGCAAGAUCGGCAUGAACAGUGCCGGGUUUGGGUUCUGCAUGAACGCGAUCCGCUCCGGCGCGCAGGGCACGACCGACCGCCACCUGCCCGUGCACGUGCUGGCCCGGCGCCUGCUGCAGUACGCCACGUCGCUGGACGCCGCGCUGGCCAUCCUCGAGACCGAGUUUGGCGCGGCCAGCUGCAUCAACCUGAUGCUGGCGGACCGCUCGGGUCAGCUCGCCGAUGUCGAGUGCUCGCCAUACGGGCACGCCCGCAUUGAUCCAGAUCCGACCAAGCUCGCUGACCAUGGAAACGCCAGGAGCCGGUUCGUCGCACACACCAACCAUUUGUACGGCACGGCGGCCCAGGGGCGUCCCGCCCGGCUGGUAGACCACCCGGCCGACAACUCGUUUGCGCGUCUGGCGCGGAUGCAGGCCCUCACGCGCGCCGACGCAGCCGCCGGCGUGCCCGUCUCGUUUGCGUCCCUGCACGCGCGCCUCAGCGACCUCGAGGGCGCGCCGUAUGCCAUUUGCCGCAGCCGGCCGCCGGGCGCCGUGGGCAUGGAGCGGAUGGUGACGCUGUGCACGAUCCUGAUGGAGCUGACGACGGGGCAAGGACGGGUGUCGAUUGGGCGGCCGUGCGAGCCCGACAUUCCCGUGAUUGAGUGGCAGUUAUAG
This is a messenger RNA of Sporothrix schenckii 1099-18, 1161 nucleotides long. RefSeq names its product isopenicillin-N N-acyltransferase. The record is from RefSeq and is a predicted model, not a curated record. The transcript has a single exon. The coding region runs from base 1 to 1161 and encodes 386 amino acids. NCBI's taxonomy places the organism in Eukaryota, Fungi, Ascomycota, Sordariomycetes, Ophiostomatales, Ophiostomataceae.